Paramecium pentaurelia is the source of this 786-nucleotide messenger RNA. NCBI's taxonomy places the organism in Eukaryota, Ciliophora, Oligohymenophorea, Peniculida, Parameciidae. The record is from the annotation of a GenBank genome assembly.
AUGAAUAAUCAAUAAAAAAAGAUUGUUGAUUCACAUAUUAAUCUAGCAAAAUAAUUAACUUAAAUUGCAAAAUAAAAAUCACUUGAUAAAUUUUAUUAAUUUGGAUAAAGUAUAUUAUAAAAUGAUACAUUGACAAUUAAUGAUUAUCCAUAAUCAGAAGAAAAUUAAAUUGAGUAAUCAAAAGAGAUUGAUAAACUCAGAUUAUUAAUACGUAUGUUGUUAAAUAAUUAUAAUUAAUAAGAAUUUAAGAAAUUUGAAUAGGUGUUUUAAAUUAAGAAUGAAAAAUAUUUGAAUAUUCUUUCUAAUUUUAAAUAAAGAGUAGCUUCCAAUUAAAAUAAUAAAUAAUAAAGUGUAUAUAAUCUUUAUUUGCUGCUAUCACAUCUAAAAUGCCUAAUUCUGGCGAAGGUUUAUUAAAAAAUGUAUAAAACUUUUUAUUACAAAAUAUAUUUAUAAAUCAUUUUUUAUAUAGGAGGAAAGAAAUCUGCAAUUGUUCAAAUGUUAGAAAAUCUUUUUUUUAAAUGAAUUGAAAAUCGAUGAUUUAUAAUAAAUUUUAACUAUUUAUGAUUCCAGAGUUAAGAAUAUUUCAGUACUUUAUUAUUUAUAUAUUAGAGAUUAGAAUUUGGUUUAUUAUCAACUAUCAAAGGUAUAUUAGUAUGUUUUACUGAUGGAGCAUGCUAUAAUGAAUAUGCUGAAUUAAAUGAUUUUGCUAAAAGCAUUAAUAAAAUGAUAAUUUAUGGUGGAAAUAAAAUUUAUAAUGCUGAAGAAUUCUUGCUUUAAUUUUAAUGA